Drosophila mauritiana is the source of this 3380-nucleotide messenger RNA. Its product is annotated as aminopeptidase N. Gene Ontology annotation, molecular function: peptide binding; zinc ion binding; metalloaminopeptidase activity. NCBI's taxonomy places the organism in Eukaryota, Metazoa, Arthropoda, Insecta, Diptera, Drosophilidae. The record is from RefSeq and is a predicted model, not a curated record. Gene Ontology annotation, biological process: peptide catabolic process; proteolysis. Bases 418 to 3318 code for a protein of 966 amino acids. The transcript is spliced from 13 exons. Gene Ontology annotation, cellular component: cytoplasm.
CCUGAAGAAUUCCCUUCAGUACCCAAAUUCUUCGCACGGAAUUUUCAUCGCGAGUGUUUAAAAAAAAAACAAAUCUCUCAUGAUUCUUCUUGCAAAGUUUCGAACACAGAAAUCAAACCGAAUUCUGUCGGGUCUCCCUGAUGCUGCGCCUAUGCUUGCAGGUCAAAUUUUUUAUUUCGAUUUUGUUCAGAGCAGUGACCGAAAAUGAUAGAGAGUGAUGAGAGGAGACAAAAUCAGAGUCAAGAAAUAAAAGCUAUGUAUACCCCUCUGACUACCGCUCUAAAAAUUUGUUGGAUAUUUUUAAGUUUUGUAUUUUUUGAUUUAAUACUGUAAGAAAUGAAUCGGUCGCUAUAGACAACGCAAAAGCAUCCGUGUUUACAUAUUUGCCCUAUGUAAUUCUAAUUGCAAUACAUCUUUAUGGUCGGAAAUACCCUGGAUCGCGCCUGGCAGAAUUUUCGUUUUGUUUCCUUAUUCCUGUUUCCUCAGCAUUUGCAUUCGAUUGUGGCACGUUUCAUGAUGUUUGCUAACAUUGUUCAAAUGGCUGGUGGUACACGAACCCUAUUUAUACUGACAAUACUGCUAACUGCGCCUGGAUUCAAGGCGUUUGUCAAUGACUUUUCUUCACUUCACGUAAUAUCAGAGGUUCGCCUGCCUAAUGAAGUUUUGCCUCUAAGCUAUGAUGUCCUCAUUGAGCCGCAUAUGGAUAACCAAAACUUUGAAGGAUCAAUAAAAAUGCACUUAAGAUGGAUUGCAGAUUCAAAAAAGGUGUAUUUCCAUGCACAUGACAGUUUGUUGAUCGACGUCAGCCAAAUCAUAUUAACUACAUUAAAUAUGGGAGAUGGGACUUUGGGCAAUAAUGUAAUAAUUUUAAGGGGCAUCCGACUGCCUCGAAAGCCUGUAUUUGUUUUAUACCUAAAAGAUAAAAUAAAAAAGGGCUCUGAAUGUCUUUUAGACAUUUAUUUUCAAGGAAAUAUUUCAGAAACUGAGGAAGGCCUCUUUAGAAGCUCUUACACAAAUUCUAGCCACGAUGGCGGAGAAAUAUAUUUAGCUACAAACCUAAAUCCAAACAAUGCUCGUCGAUUAUUUCCAUGCUUUGACGAACCAGGAAUAAAGGUCCCAUUCAAUGUGUCAAUUGCAAGACCUAAAGGUUAUAUUACACUAUUUAAUACUCCUCUGCAUAAUUCAAUAAAUCACCCUAAAUUACGUGGUUACAGCUUGGAUUUUUUUCAUCCCACUGCGCCAAUGUCUUCACAUGCUUUUGGCUUUGUAAUAUUAAAAAUGCAUACGUGGAACGAACAUAAAAUUCAAAAAUCUUCAGAUAUUCCUGCUAUACAUAUUUGGAGCAAUAACCUCUCAUCAACCAUUAUAUUGGAUAUCCAAAACAAACUUAAUGUUGCACAUACCACAAUUCAAAAGUUUUUUAGUAUCCCGCUCCCCAUAACUAAGCUUGAUGUUAUCGCGAUACCUAGCCUUGCAACAGUUCCAUUUAUUAGCGCAAGUGGUAUUCUGAUAGCUAGAGAAUCUGAAAUUCUAAAGAAAGAUGCAUUUGAAAUAUCGCGCGAACUAAUAUAUCAAUGGAUUGGUAUAUGGAUAACGCCCGAAUGGUGGACUGAUGCCAAUGUGAAUAAAGCGCUAAUCAGUUUUAUUGCGUCGGAAAUCGUUUUUGAAAUUAAUGGCGGAAAAGAGUUUAAUGGCAAAUAUCCAAUGACAAUUCUUUACUCAUUGUACUAUGAGUUAAGCAAGAGGUAUCCCAACUCGCACAUAACAGGAAUUAAACACGAGUUUGCCUCAAUAAAAGUUCAGCUUAUAAUUCGAAUGCUUUGCCUUACCGUAGGAAAAUACACUUUUAGACUCGCAAUACAAAGCUUUAUUUCAGACUACAAAUUUAAAACGUAUAAAAGCUCUGACUUCUGGAAUGCAAUCACGACACAAGCCAUAGCAGAUAAUUCACUAGAUAGUGAUCUGAGUAUAUUAAGCAUUUCUGAGUCUUGGUUAAAGCAUAGCCGCCUGCCUCUUGUCACAAUAAUACGAGAUUAUGAUUCAGAAACUGCAAUUGUUCAACAAAAGGUAUAUCUUAGGGAAAGGCUACAUGAUGUUCCCGACCAGGACAGUAUGCUUUGGUGGAUCCCAAUUGCGUUAACGCGGCAAGACAGUCUAAAUUUUGUGAAUCCUAGUUCAUUUAUAUGGAUGAAUAAGACUAGGCAAAUGUUAAUUUCAAACCUUCCAAGCAAAAAUAUGUUCAUAAUUGUUAAUGAAGAGGAAAUCGGACCCUUCCCCGUUAACUAUGACGACAACAAUUGGAACAUGCUAUCAAAAUAUCUAAGGACGGAAGAAAAAAGAGAAUCCAUUCCAGUAUAUACGAGGGCAAAACUACUGCAUGACGCCUGGAACUUAGCUUAUGCUGGUGAACUUAAUUUUUCCACUGCUCUUAAUGUAACAUUAUUUUUAAAGUAUGAACGUAAUCAUAUUGUUUGGAGUCCAGUAUUCACAUUUCUCGACCAAGUUGGCAAACGUCUAGAAAAAUCAUCAAUUAAUAAAAAGUUUGAGCUUUACAUUAUAGAACUUUUAGCUCCAUUAUAUGAAUACUUAGGAACUGCACAUUUUAACGAAGACAUAAAUACAACUGAACUCCGUAAAUUUACUACAUCGUUUUUAUGUAAAGCUGGAUAUUUUCCAUGUUUUAAAGAAGCAAGAAGGGCCUUCAAUAUAUGGAUCAACAGUUCUUUUCCAAACUCUGAAACUCCGGUUCCCAACGAGUUCAUUUGUUCAAUUUUCAAGUGGGGCUCUAUGGAGGAAUGGAUGUUUGGGCUCGAUCGUAUACGCGAGUUUCCCAAGUCUCGUAUUCAGAGUGAUCGUACCCACUUAUUAAAAAUGCUGGCUGGAUGUCCAGCGCAGCAAGAUAAAAUUAUUAUUCUACUUGAAAUGGCCAUCCUCAAAAAUAUUUCAAUUUUUUCCGAUAACGACAAAAUGUUAAUUAUUAGUAUGGUUACUUCUCGAUCCAUAGGAUACACGACACUAUUGGAUUUUCUGUCAAAUAAUUGGGACUAUAUUCAUCAGGAGUUUAAUAAUAACACAAAUAUUUGGAGCAAGCUUAUUUCAUCUGCAACGGGAAUGUUUUCUACUCAACAAGGUUACGAUUCGGUUAAAAAUUUUUACGAUAAGCAUCAUGGACAUUUUGGCCGUGCACAACACAUUAUAGAGAAGUCACUUCGAAAUAUCAAAGAAGAAAUUCAAUGGAGUAAUCAAAAUAUACCCGUAAUAGAAGAGUGGAUUGACCACUAUUUGUCUGACGCCCCAAAACACGCAUAUGUAAACUAAUGCAUAUAAUGUAUAAGGUAUGAUUCAUAAUUGCGAAUAAAAAUACUGUUUGUGUGACUUCA